AUGGACAACUUUUACGGCUACAGGGAUCCGGUUCAGGUACACCGGAGCAAACGAAACAAAGACCAAGUCGGCGGGGCGCACAACUCGGACAGCUGGAACGUUAACAACCCAUCCAAACGUCAAACUCCAAUUUACACGAGUCAGAAUCGAGCAAACUUGCCGCCGCAGCCUUACACUUGCCAGCAACAAACGCUGAAGCAAGAAAUUUCUCCGAUAACUACUUUUCAACAGUCUCCGCUCGACACAAGUUGCUUCCAGCUCCUCAACGGUUUUCCGAAUGACUUCAUCAGGAUUGGACAACCUUCUAUUGACCUCAAACGUCGGUUGAUCACUCUGACUAAGCAACACGACAUGGAUUCCGAACGCGUGCUCUUCCAGUGCGGCGAGAAUCAGUUCCACGAGAUCUCGAUCAAGCAGGAAAACUACUGCUUGGAUGGCGACGGUUUCGGCGAGCCGGGUUGCUCCUUCGAUGGGCUGCCUAUCAGCGGGCUGACGCUGCACCGCGCCGCCUCGGAGAAAAUCCAGAGCGAGCACAAAUUGAAAGAGUUCCAAUUCAAGAACUGGUUCAUCUCCAUCGUCAAUCAUGUCCAAGACGGCACCGCCAGCAGCGAAAGAAGGAGAAACCAAGAUGGAGAUAUUUACUCAGACAGCCAGUUGGAAGAAAUCGCGCAGGCAAUCAGAACGCGGCUCAGAAGAGUCGACAUUUCAAAAGGCGGCGCGGAGGACAAGUUCAAAGAGCUCUGCGAGAAAAUCGUCGAUGUUGUCAACACAAAAGACAUGUUCGAAAAGGAGGAAAAAAUUGAUCUUCUUCGGAAACAACCCUGCAUAAGAAUUGAUGCGAAAACGAAGGACGGACGAGUGCAAAUUCCUCGGUGGACACGUGACAAGAUCAGCGACCAGUGGAAAGAAAAGAAGGUCUAUUUGAAGCGCGAGAUCUACGUCCUCUUCCACCCAGAAGACAUCCACACCAACCACCUGAAGCACAACCAGAUCUACAACAAGUACUGCUCCUCGCCGAGCGAAGGCAACGGGCCGCACAAUCUCUGCGUCAACGCGCUGCACUACGACAAGGUCAUCGACGAGUCGUCUUUUUGCGAAAGGCUGCGGCACUGGGCUUUGAAGGAUUCACGCCCGGUCGCGACUGAAGAUGGCUUCUUGACGAAUCGGAUCGACAACGAUGCCUGGGACAAGAAAUUCCAGAAAUGGGUCAAGGACCUCACCAAAUUUCUUCGCAACGACCGUUAUUCCUCCCCAGAUGAGUUCCUCAGAUUGGUGGAAAACUACUCCGACAAUCUGGUGAAUUUCAAGUUUCAAAAUCUGUGUCUGGGCAAAACAGAGCCUGGAGGAAAAGAGAACUCAUCCGAAUCUUUACGUCGCAGAAGUCCCUCCGAUCCGUGCUGCCUACUCAAGCACAAGACAACGCGCGACUACGAUACCAAAAUUAAAGAAAUUCUGCGCGGAAUUCUAAGGUACGUUCGCCACGAACCCAAUAUCGCCCCCGACCUGGACCCUCGAGACCUGUGGCAGUGUGCCGCGCGCAACCGAGGCGUCUACUGUAUAAAUCCACAUCACUGUAAUUACGAACCCAAUAGAAAAACGAACCCAAUGACAGAUAGACUUAUCAGCCCUCCUACCCACCCCAGUAACCAAAAUGCGCUGAAACAAUGCUUGGAACUGCCCUCUUUCUCGCACGAGCAAUGGUGCCACCUCUCCUUCAUCCGCUUCUACAAAGUCCAGAAUCAAAACGGCCAGAGCCAGCGCAGCCGACGCCUCCACGACGAAAUGAAGGGCUUCUGCGAAAUCGACAAAGGAAUCAAUGAUUUUCUCGUCUCCAGUAUCAAGGUUCGCCCGUACAACAUCGAUUUCUGGCCAAACGGCAAAAACAAGCUGGAAGGAAAGUGGUCGCUUAUCAACAAGGAAUUCGAAGACCUCGUCGCCUGCACCGAGCUCGUCCGAUCGGGCGACGAUAAUCACAAGCAAUGCAUCGCCAGAAGCCGUCUGCAAUCGCUGAACAACAUCAUCUGCUGUCACUCCUAUCGCGCAAACUAUUCCAGAAAAAACUUUUUCGAAACGUUCGCGAAUCUGAGCAAGUCGCGUCAAUUUGAUGUGGAAAUGCGAAUGAGCGCCCAACAACUCGAACGCUAUCAUAAUGCUUCUUUGCGAAGUGAAAAUGCUCCAAGAGAAUUGGAAUACUCAAUUUACGUACGAAAUACAGGCUCGAAGGAAAUUUACGUUUCCCUUCCAAAACAAUGGACGGAUGAUCAAUUGCCUCAGCCACCCUCGAAUAGUUUCUCCUGCGAGUCCUGCCGCGUUUUCCAACGACUUCAUCCGAAAGAAGUCAGCAAAGAGCUCGUUUAUUCACAAGAAGAGAAAAAAGAGUUGGAAAAUCUCGUCCGAAAGUUCUACGACGGGCAGAAAAGCCUGAGUGUUCACGAAAAGGAAGAAGCGUCCAGCGUGCUCAUCCUCCUCGAUUGGAACAAAAUGGGAGACAGGAACAUUCUUCAGGAAAAAAUGCAGCCGCUAGAUCCGACGAAUCCAAGUUGCGAGGGUCUUUUUUCCUUUACCGGCUCCUUCCACCAACUGGAGUACUUCCUGCUCCAGAACACCAAGACGCGCCAGUUCAUCGAAAAUCUCAAUCAGACAAACAGCAAAGUAACCACCAGCAACUGA
Messenger RNA from Oikopleura dioica, 2670 nucleotides. NCBI's taxonomy places the organism in Eukaryota, Metazoa, Chordata, Appendicularia, Copelata, Oikopleuridae. The record is from the annotation of a GenBank genome assembly.